Molecule: messenger RNA, 308 nt
Organism: Funneliformis geosporum
Lineage: Eukaryota; Fungi; Glomeromycota; Glomeromycetes; Glomerales; Glomeraceae
Source: the annotation of a GenBank genome assembly
CACGAUCCUGUAUAUUUAUUGAAAGUGUUGCGGAUUAUUUAAAUCCUAAUGGAACACUACAAAAGCAACAUGAAAACAAUCAUCAAAUGAAGAGGUAUCAACGAGAAAAUACUAAAGAGAGCAAGUACACGUUGCAAGAAUGUGGGGCUAUGGAGAAAUUGAAGUGGUUAAAGAAAUUUAAAGCAACCAAAUCACUUGCUGAUAGUUAUAAACUGGGAAAAGCCUUAUAUGCUUGGGCAAGAACGUCCAAACAUAAGGAAACUGCUCGUGAACACUGUAAUGCUCCAUAUGGUCAUAAACCAAUGUGA